Molecule: messenger RNA, 1876 nt
Organism: Cynocephalus volans (Philippine flying lemur)
Lineage: Eukaryota; Metazoa; Chordata; Mammalia; Dermoptera; Cynocephalidae
Exons: 6
Coding region: 776-1876 (366 amino acids)
Source: RefSeq, a predicted model, not a curated record
GGAAGCUUCCAAUCCUCGGGCACGGGGUGGUUGGUCGUCGUUCUCGCGCAGCGAGCAGGUUGCGUAGCUCUCGGGGCCGCACUGGCCCAAGGCCCUUCCAGGGACUGGUGGUCUGGAGACCUGGCAGAGUCGGCCAAGCCCUUCAUGGAUGGAGCUCAGGCCCGAAGAGGCCCCUGAAGAGGCCGCUGAGCUCCAGCAGCGAGUGCUGAAUCGCCAAAUGGGACCGCAAGGCCAUCAACCUGCAGGUGAAGGUUGAGGUGCUGCGGCGUUUGGAAGGUGGAGAGAAGCUCAGCAGAAUCGGGAAGGCACUGGGGCUGUCCACCGCCACUGUGGCCGCCAUUCGUGACAACAAGAAGAUCCAGGAGGGUUCGCAGGCGGCCACCAGCUUGACACGUAGCCGCAGCCUGAUAAUGGAGCACAUGGAGCGGCUGCUGAGCGUGUGGAUCGAGGACCAGAACCAGCGCAACGUGCCCAUCAACGUGGUGCCCAUCCAGGAGAAAGCCCGCAGUCUGUUCGAAGACCUUAAGCGGGAGCAGAGCGACAGCGCCGAAUCCGAAGCCCUCGGGGCCAGUCGCGGGUGGUUUGCCCGGUUCAAGGUGCGCCACAGCUUGCCGCAGCAUAGGGCCCAGCGGUGAGGCUAUGGGUUCCAACGCAGAAGCCACGCGAAAGUACCCGGAGGGUGAUCCAGGAGGGCGGCUACACGGCCUGGCAGGUGUUCAACGUGGACGAGACCAGGCUUUUCUGGAAGCGUCUGCCUGACAGGACGUUCAUUUCCAUGGAGGACAAGUCGGCCCCGCGGGUUCAAACCCGCCAGAGACCUCCCGACCCUGCUGCUUGGUGGCAACGCGGCUGGCAACCUCAGGCUGAAGCCCUUGCUCGUGUACCCGUCGGAGAACCCGUGUGCCCUCAAGGGCUUCUCCAAGCCCAACCUGCCCGUGGUGUGGCGCUCGCACAAGAAAGCUUGUGUGACCAUGAGCCUCUUCCAGGAGUGGUUCGUGCACCUCUUCUGCCCCGCUGUGGAGAGGUACUGCUCCCAGCACGGCCUUCCGAACAAAGCGCUGCUCGUCCUGGACAGCGGCCCGGCCACCCUGGGAACCUGAACACCUCUCUGACCACGUGCGCGUGGAGUGCCUGCCAGGAACACCACGGCCCUUAUCCAGCCCAUGAACCAGGGCGUCGCGGCCCUCUUCAAGUUCUGUUACCUGCGGAGGGUCUUCUGCCUGCUGGUGGUGAGGGCGGGCGGCGGUCCAGAACUUCUGGCGUCCUCGAUGCCGUUGACAACAUCUCCGAGUCUUGGGAGGAGCUCCCGCCAGCCACGCUGAACGGAGGGUGGAGAAAGCUGUGGCCCAAGUGCGUCCAGAGCGGUUUGGGCAGCGGACACGUGGAAACCCUCCCACAGAUCCGGCGCGAUAGUGUGGCGCUGGCACACAGCGCAGGUUUUGCAGAGGUGGCAGAAGCAGGUGUGGCCGAACUGCUGCAGUGCUGGGGGGCGGACCUGUCCAACGAGGAACUGAUGGGACUGGAGCAGGAGUGGGCCGCGGGGCGGUGGGGUGGGAUUGUCAGAGACAACGAUCCCAACCCGGAGCGCAGCCUCAAAGUCUGCCGGAGCAUCAAAGACAUCAGCAGCUACAGAGAGCUCUUCAAGGAGAAGAAGAGAGGCCUCAAGCAGGGGUUGGGUGUAAGUAUUCCUGGAGCCCACACCCACUACACUGAGCAGUCCCUGUGUGCAAAAGUGGGGCUUGCAGAGAUGGAUGGACUUCCUGCUUGUUUUCCUGUCACCCUGCAGCUGAGCUUCAAGCCCUGCAGACAGCAAAGCCUGAAGCGAUUUGAUGUGGUUCGCAUCAGGAAGGAGGAAAUGCUGAUCGUCCCCCAUUAG